This is a messenger RNA of Bacidia gigantensis, 642 nucleotides long. RefSeq lists its product as uncharacterized. The record is from RefSeq and is a predicted model, not a curated record. The transcript has 2 exons. Bases 1 to 642 code for a protein of 213 amino acids. NCBI's taxonomy places the organism in Eukaryota, Fungi, Ascomycota, Lecanoromycetes, Lecanorales, Ramalinaceae.
AUGGGCGGCAUAAUGAGUACCGGUGACAAUGAGCUCAUGCGCUUCAUCGUAUAUGCGCCAGAUUCAGAAAUGGAUAAAGGGGCGAAAGAGGAUCAGCGAGAUAAUUUCAUUGUCUCGGUGGCGGGAAAGGACUUCAGCGGCAGCGACAGCGAGGCGACAAUUUCCGAUGAGAGUCUACCGGAUACGAACAAUGAAUAUCAAGACCUUGAAGGCGCAGCCAGUGCCUUGCUGGGCUUGAAAGGUCAGGGAACGAGUACCGGGAACGCGGGUGCGCAAACGGCCUCCAUGAGCGCCAGCGGCAUACGGAGUUUACCCCAAGGAUGGGAGCUUGACUUCACAGACACCACAUAUUUGCAGGGAGCAGAAUACAACAAGCUUGAAAGUUUCUGGAUGUCCGUCGAGGAUUUGGCAAUACAACAGUUCAGUAGCACGGCACCGCCGCGCAACAACCUUGCUUUGAAAGCGGAUCAUUUGCAGCUCCAAUUGUCGUCUUCAGGUCCAAUAAGCUGGAUGUGGGUGUUGGAUUUUGCAGUAUCAAUGCUGGGUGCAGUGCGAGAUCAAUUCGGGGUCUUAUUCAGUGCGGAGGCUUACAGCAAUCACUUCGAUCUUCCCCCUCUUUCGGCAAAGUUGAGCAUUGUCUAG